UCCUCUCUUGUCUCUGCACCACACCAGUUGCAAGGCAGACACGCUCGCUAGAAGACAGGACAUUGACGAAGCGGACAGGACAGGGAAUCAGGGACGCAAGACCAAGCAUGCUCCGCAACACCGUGCGCCAGGCGGUGCGCAGCCGGGCCAUCCCGGCGCUGCCUCGUGCGACAGGGGCGGCGCCGGCCGUGCGUACGGCCACAGCACCGCUGCACACCACUGCUCGGGCACCGGCGCAGUACAAGCGCUUUGGCGAGCGUGCCGCUGGUGCCUCCUCGGCCACGGCGCUGUCGCAGCUCGCCAGCCGCUUUGGCGGACGCGGCAGCCCCAACGGCGGUGGCCGGCUGGGCGGCCGCGCGCCGCUGCUCAUCGUCGUCGUGGUCGGUGCCGGCGGCACGUACUAUGUGACGCAUCUGGAGCGCGUGCCAACCACGGGCCGUCUGCGCUUCAUCGACGUCUCGGCGGCGCAGGAGCGGCAGAUGGGAGACGAUGCGUACAAGCAGACGCUGCAGGAGUACCGCUCGCGCCUCGAGCCCAGCAACAGUGCACAGACUCGCCGGGUGCGCGCUGUCGCUGAGCGCCUCAUUCGAACGCUUGACGGCGAGGUCACGACGCGCGGCAUCGAGUGGGACGUGCACGUCGUCAAUGUGAACGAGAAGAACGCCUUUGUGCUGCCCAACGGCAAGAUCUUCGUCAUGUCUGGCAUUCUCGGCAUCUGCAAAGACGAUGACGGACUCGCCACUGUGCUCGGCCACGAGAUCAGCCACACGAUCGCACGGCACAGCGCCGAGAAGGCCAGUGGCUUCAAGGUGCUGAUGGCCUUCGCCCUGGUCGCCGAGCUGUGUGGUCUCGACAUUGGCAUCUCGCGCGCGGCGGCCACUCUGCUGCUCAGCCUGCCCAACUCGCGCAAGAUGGAGACAGAAGCCGACCACAUGGGCUUGGAGCUCAUGUCCAAGGCGUGCUUCGACCCGCGCGAGGCGCCACAUCUCUGGUCCCGCAUGCAGGCCUCAGAAGGCGGCAGCGGCCGCGGCGACGUGAUCAAGGGCCUCGUCAGCACGCACCCGGUCAACAGCGCGCGCAUCAAGAGCAUCGAGAAAUGGCUCCCCGAUGCGCUGCAGCACCGAGCAGUCGCAGGCUGUCCCGAGCCCUCGACCGUCAGCGGCUUCAGGUCGGCCAUCAGCGACGCCGGCGAGCGCUUCAUGUCCGAGCCUCGCUUCGCACAUCGGUGA
Tilletiopsis washingtonensis is the source of this 1229-nucleotide messenger RNA. RefSeq lists its product as hypothetical. Gene Ontology annotation, biological process: mitochondrial protein processing; protein quality control for misfolded or incompletely synthesized proteins. Lineage: Eukaryota; Fungi; Basidiomycota; Exobasidiomycetes; Entylomatales. The transcript has 7 exons. Gene Ontology annotation, cellular component: mitochondrial inner membrane. The record is from RefSeq and is a predicted model, not a curated record. The coding region runs from base 108 to 1229 and encodes 373 amino acids. Gene Ontology annotation, molecular function: metalloendopeptidase activity.